Rhincodon typus (whale shark) is the source of this 755-nucleotide messenger RNA. Its product is annotated as glutathione S-transferase Mu 1-like. The record is from RefSeq and is a predicted model, not a curated record. NCBI's taxonomy places the organism in Eukaryota, Metazoa, Chordata, Chondrichthyes, Orectolobiformes, Rhincodontidae. Bases 227 to 658 code for a protein of 143 amino acids. Gene Ontology annotation, biological process: glutathione metabolic process. Gene Ontology annotation, molecular function: glutathione transferase activity. The transcript is spliced from 7 exons.
CUAAAAUCUCUCUCUGAUUUAAUUCCUUUUGUAGUUGGCACAGCCAAUUCGCUUCCUUUUGGAGUAUACUGAAACAGCAUAUGAAGAGAAGUUGUAUUCAUGUGGAGAAGCUCCAAAUUAUGACAAAACUUGCUGGUUUGAUGUGAAGCCGAAGCUGGGAUUGGAUUUCCCAAAUCUCCCAUAUUUAAUUGAUGGGGAUGUCAAAAUUACCCAGAGCAAUGCGAUUAUGCGUUACAUUGCAAGGAAACACAAGCUUGUGGGUGAGACCGAGGAUGAAAAGAUCCGUGUCGAUAUGUUGGAGAACCAGGCGAUGGAUUUCCGCAUGGGCUUUGUCCGACUUGCAUACAACCCUGAUUUUGAAGACCUGAAGGCUGAUUAUCUGAAAGGCCUGCCAAACAUAUUGAAGCAGUUCUCUGACUUUCUGGGGAAAAGACCUUGGUUUGCAGGUGACAAGAUCACUUUUGUGGACUUUCUAAUGUAUGAACUCUUUGAUGAGCAUCGUGUGUUUGAAUCCAAAUGUUUAGAUGAGUUUCAAAACCUUAAGGACUUUGUUGAGCAUUUUGAGGCUUUAGAGAAGAUUGCAGCAUAUAUAAAAUCUGACCGCUUCAUGAAGGGGCCAUUCAAUAAUAAGAUGGCCAAAUGGGGCAACAAGAAGUAAUGAAGAAAUUUAAAUUCCUCAGUCUGCUGAAACACAUCAGUACAAACACUUUUUUGUUUUGAAAACAUUCAUUAAAAGUUCAAAUGAGUUGAAAAAA